Messenger RNA from Cuscuta campestris, 4975 nucleotides. Lineage: Eukaryota; Viridiplantae; Streptophyta; Magnoliopsida; Solanales; Convolvulaceae. The record is from the annotation of a GenBank genome assembly.
GGCCAAAACGAAAUAAAAUAAUAGUUAAGACAUUAUUCACAUGUCUAUUUGGCAUGAAACUUUUACAAGUGAUUUUACAUGUAAAUGUAAACAUCCAUGUCAAAUUUAACAACUUUUUUGAUGGAUUUAAAAUUCCGCCAAAAAAAGUGAUGGUACCCCUUCGGGCUCGAGGGAAAAACUAAAAAAAUAAAAAUUUAGACAUUAUUGACAUGUUUUUUUUCACAUGAAACUUUUACAAAGUAUUUUACGUGAAAAAAAAACAUCCAUUUCAAAUUCGGCAUCUCUUUUGAGGAAUUUAGAAUUUGGCCAAAAAAUGCGAUGGACCCCUAGAGCUCGAGGCCAAAACCAAAUAAAAUAAUAGUUAAGAUAUUAUUCACAUGUCUAUUUGGCAUGAAAGUUUUACAAUUGAUUUUACAUGUAAAUGGAAACAUCCAUGACAAAUUUUACAACUUUUUUGAUGGAUUUAAAAUUCCGCCAAAAAAAGUGAUGGUACCCCUUCGGGCUCGAGGGAAAAACUAAAAAAAUAAAAAUUUAGACAUUAUUGACAUAUUUUUUUUGACAUGAAACUUUUACAAAUUAUAUUACGUGAAAACAAAAACAUCCAUUACAAAUUCGGCAUCUUUUUUGAUGAAUUUAAAAUUUGGCCAAAAAACGCGAUGGUAACCCUAGAGCUCGAGGCCAAAACUAAAUAAAAUAAUAGUUAAGACAUUAUUCACAUGUCUAAUUGGCAUGAAACUUUUACAAGUGAUUUUACAUGUAAAUGGAAACGUCCAUGUCAAAUUUCGCAACUUUUUUUAUGCAUUUAAAAUUUCGCCAAAAAAUGUGAUGGUACCCCUUCAAGCUCGAGGGAAAAACUAAAAAAAUAAAAAUUUAGACAUUUUUGACAUGUUUUUUUUGACAUGAAACUUUUACAAAGUAUUUUACGUAAAAAAAAACAUCCAUUUCAAAUUCGGCAUCUUUUUUGAUGAAUUUAGAAUUUGGCAAAAAAACACGAUGGUAUCCCUAGAGCUCGAGGCCAAAACCAAAUAAAAUAAUAGUUAAGACAUUAUUCACAUGUCUGUUUGGCAUGAAACUUUUACAAUUGAUUUUACAUGCUUUCUCUCUCUAGCCAUGGCGAGGAGAGGAAGACCGAAGAAUAACCCUAGAAUUACACAGGAAAAACUGAAUCCAAUGCCCGAAAAGGCAAAUGAAGCUUGCUCAUCUCAUGAUCUUGGAAGGAAAUCAGAGGAACAGAUCAAUGAAGUGAAGGAGGAUGACCCACAAAGCAACCUUGAAAUGGAGGAAGGUAAACCUAAAUCCUACGCCGAAGUAGUUGGAGAUAAGGAUGAAAUGGAAUGCGCUUUGAACCUCAUUGGGAAACCACUAAGGGCAGACAAAUCUACUGUACAAAAGAGCAAAAUGAGCUAUGCCAGGCUUCAAGUGGAGGUCAGGAUGAAACAAGAGUUCCCAGAGGUCAUCUACUUUGCUAAUGGAAAAGACAGAAUUAUAUCACAAAGGGUGAAGUAUGAGUGGUGCCCUAUUGUAUGCUCUCACUGUGAAGGUUUAGGCCAUAAUGAAGAAAAGUGCAGGAAGAAGAUAGCUCCUAGACAGCAAAAGGUAUGGAGGAAAAAACAAACUCAUACUGAAAAACAGAAAGAAGAAACACCUCAGGAGAAGGAAAUAGAGAAUGACAACAAGGAGGAAAUGGUCACCCCAGAAGGCAAUAUUAUCACUCAGGAAUCUGAUCAAGCAGUGCACUGUGAAGUUAGGAAGCUGGGGGAAGACUAUAAAUACUAUAUUACCUUUGUUUAUGGGGCCAAUGAUAAUAUUAACACGAGAAGACUGUGGGAGAUGCUAAAAAACAUAGCUGAUAAUAUGCAAAAGGCCUGGUGUGUUCUUGGGGACUUCAACGCCAUAAUGGGAACUGAAGAUAAAAUUGGAGGACUUCCAGUUAAAGGGGAAGAAACUAAGGAGUUCUGUGACUGCAUUAGAUACUGUGACCUGGAGGAGAUACCAUAUACUGGUGCUAGAUAUACUUGGUCAAAUAAACAAAGUCAUGAAAAAAGAAUAUACUCCAAACUCGAUUGGGCCUUUUCAAAUAUGGAAUGGAUGCUUAGACAUGGAACAAAAACUCUAGUGGGUGAAGAAGGCAUAUCUGACCACUCCCCUCUCAUACUCACAACCAUUGAUAAUAAGCACAGAAGCACCUUCAAAUUUUGUGAGAUGUGGAGUUUGGAUCCUGCUUUUAAUGACAUAGUGAGAUCCCACUGGCAGGUUAAUCAUUUGGAUGGGAAAAUGUACCAACUAAUACAGAACCUGAAGAGCCUGAGGAAGCCUUUGUCUAAACUACAUAGAAAUGGGUUCCAAAGGAUUCAUACCCAAUGUGAGGAAAAUAGAAAAGAGUUGCUGAAUUUUCAGAGGAAAAUGAAGGAGGAUCCCCAAAAUGAACAGCUGAUAGUGAAGGAAAAUCAAGUAAGAAAGGAAUUUAUGAUGAAACUUAAAGCUUCUUACCUUCUUAAGUGCCAACACAUGAAACAGAAGUGGAUUACUGAAAGUGACAGGGACACGGCAUACUUCCAUGCUUGGGUGAAGAAAAGGAAAAUACACAACCAUAUUUCUACCAUACAUGACAGCAAGGGCAAAAGAGUUGAAGGUACAGAUGAUAUAGCUCGGGUUCUACUAGACUAUUUUAAAGAUCUGCUAGGAUUUCAUAGAAGUGUCGAAGUGAUUGAGCCUAAGGUUAUUGAGGAAGGGAAGACACUGAAUAUACAGCAGCAGCUAAUGCUGAUUAAACCUAUAAGCCCUCAACAGAUCAAGGAAAUCAUAUUUGGGAUACCUAGCACAAAGAGUCCAGGUCCAGAUGGAUUUGGAAGUGGUUUCUUCAAAAAGCAAUGGCAUGUGGUGGGAACUUUGGUGACAGAAGCAGUGAUGGAAUUUUUCCAGAAGGACAAAACACUGAAUCAGCUGGCAAACUGGAAUCAAGGGGCAUUUGUGGAGGGCAGGGAACUACUUCAUAAUGUUCUCUUAUGUCAAGAAUUGGCAAGAGGAUAUGGCAGGAAAAACAUCUCCCCUAGAUGUCUCCUGAAGCUGGAUAUUAGGAAAGCUUAUGACUCGGUGAGUUGGGAAGCAGUGAGAGGGAUAUUAACUCAUAUGAAGUUUCCUGAACAGUUUAUCAGAUGGGUGAUGUUUUGUGUAACUACCCCCUCAUAUAGCCUAGUUGUUAAUGGCGAGCCUCAUGGGUAUUUUAAGGGCAAAAAUGGACUCAGACAGGGGGAUCCUAUCUCACCCUUAUUAUUUGUCCUGGUUAUGGAGUACCUAACUCGCCUGUUCAGCUAUUCUACCAAUAUUUCCAAGUUUGGUUAUCAUCCUAUGUGUGCAUCGUUGAAGGUGGUAAACCUAAUUUUUGCUGAUGACUUAAUAGUGGGUUGCAAAGCUGAUGUUAAAUCUGUUAAAGUUAUCAUGGAGGUGCUGGAAAGAUUCAACAAGUGUACAGGGCUUCAAAUUAACAAGGAGAAAUCUUCUAUUGUGUUUGGAGGCUGCAAGGAGGAUCUGGAAAAGAAGAUUAUGAGCAUCACUCAGAUGAAUAAAGGAGAACUUCCUUUUACAUACCUGGGUUGCCCCAUCUCAUCAUCAAGGUUAUCUAUUCAGGACUGUGACAAGCUGGUUGAGAAAAUUUGUUCCAAAAUAACUACGUGGAGCUCCAAGCACCUUACAUAUGCAGGUAGGGUUAGGCUAAUUAAUACUGUGCUCAUGGGGAUAGUAACCUUCUGGGCUAGAAUUUUCGUAAUCCCAUCUAAGGUGAUGAAGACUAUCCAAGCAAUAUGCAGAAAUUUUCUCUGGAACUCAAAAGCAGAAUACAGUAAGGUCCCAUUAGUGAGCUGGGAAGAAACUUGUCUUCCUAAGAGGUGCGGAGGACUAGGGUUGAGGAACAUGGUUCUAUGGAACAAAGCUUCAAUCAUGAAACUGAAUUGGGAUAUCCACAAUAAGAAGGAUAUACUUUGGGUGCAAUGCAUUCACACAAGAUACAUCAAAAAUGACAACUACUGGGAGUACACCCCUAGGCCUAACUGCUGUAACUAUUGGACUCAAAUGAUGAAAGUCAGGAAUCUGUUUGCCAGCAUGCCUAGAGGGGUAAGGUAUACAACUCAACAGGGUUAUGAAUGGCUUCUAGGCGAACAUCCCAAACCAAUAUGGACAGACUGGGUUUGGAACAGGGAAACACUGCCAAAGUGCCAGUUUAUAAUGUGGCUAAUUAUGCGUGGGCGUAUACAAACAAAAGUUAGACUGGCGAGAGUUAUGGAGUUGGACACAACAUGUUUCUUUUGCCAAAACGGGGAAGAGGACAUCUCUCAUCUCUUUUGCAGGUGCGAGUUUGCCAAGGAUGUGUUAGGCCAUAUAGCUGAAUGGAUGCAGACAAAACUAGAAGGGGAUGAUAUUGUAGAGAUGGCAAUGGGCAUAAUAAAGAACAACCCCGGGAAGAGAAGGAAGGAAGNUAUACAAACAAAAGUUAGACUGGCGAGAGUUAUGGAGUUGGACACAACAUGUUUCUUUUGCCAAAACGGGGAAGAGGACAUCUCUCAUCUCUUUUGCAGGUGCGAGUUUGCCAAGGAUGUGUUAGGCCAUAUAGCUGAAUGGAUGCAGACAAAACUAGAAGGGGAUGAUAUUGUAGAGAUGGCAAUGGGCAUAAUAAAGAACAACCCCGGGAAGAGAAGGAAGGAAGUGCUAGCUGGUUGGGCCACAGCAUGCUACUAUAUAUGGAGGGCUAGGAAUUGGAAAAGGCAUGAUAAAGAAGUUCAAAUUCAGGAGAUAGUUAGUACCAUUAAAUAUCAUUGUUCUGUGACAUUUAGUAGAUAAAAGGGUGGGUAGAGAAAGUGUUGGAAAAUGAUGUGGGAGUUUGUGUAAUACUAGAUGUGUUUGGUGAUUAUAUAUAUAGCAUUUUCGUUUCAAAAAAAAAAAGAUGUCAUAGGUAGAUUAUUAGUAAAAAGAUAUGAUGUGA